UGUGCAAACUGCCGCUUCCUGACGUUUGUUGCCGCCAAAACUUUAAAACAACAAGGGAGCCUGCACCAGCUGCACAGUCCGCUUUAAUCAGCAAAAAAAAGGUUUUCAUUUAUUUGCUGGAAAUGUCUUUUCAUCCGAAGAGACCCUGCCCCGACCCCGACCCGAUGAACGACUCCAUGGAGAAGGUGAUAAAACGGAUAUCGAUCGAGGGGAACAUCGCGGCGGGCAAAUCCACCUUUGUCCGCCUUUUGGAGCAGGAGAGCGCGGACUGGGAGGUGGUGCCAGAGCCCAUCGCCAGGUGGUGCAAUGUACAAACAAAAGGCAGCGACUUUGAGGAGCUGACCACAUCUCAGAGGAGUGGAGGGAAUGUAUUGCAGAUGAUGUAUGAGAAACCGGAGAGGUGGGCCUACACCUUCCAGAGCUACGCCUGCAUCAGCCGGGUGCGAGCCCAGAUCAGGUCAGCCAACGGGAAGCUCCGAGAGGCUGAGAACCCCGUGCAGUUCUUCGAGCGGUCCAUCUACAGUGACAGGUACAUCUUUGCAGCCAAUCUCUAUGAGGGCGAGUGUCUGAAUGAGACAGAGUGGUCUGUCUACCAGGACUGGCACGGCUGGCUGCACAGCCAGUUUGGCAAGCAUAUCGAGCUGGAUGGUAUCAUCUACCUCAGAGCUCCACCGGAGAGAUGUUUAGAGAGGUUGCACCUGAGAGGCAGAGAAGAAGAGCAGGACAUCCCCUUGGAGUAUUUGGAGAAACUCCACUUCAAGCACGAGAGCUGGCUGCAGCACAAGACCAUGACCAUGGAGUUUGACUACCUCAGUGACGUGCCAGUCCUGACAAUAGAUGUGAAUGAAGACUUUAAGGGAAAUAAAAUGAAGUGUGCUGACAUGAUUGAGAAGGUGAAAGAGUUCUUGAGCACCUUGUGAAGAUGUAAAGAUCACCUGGUGGUGGAAAAUAAAAAAUGGUGCUCAAAAGUGAAGUGACGUAUUACUUGUGAAACAAUGAAAUGCCUCAACAUCACAAUUCCUCUAUAUGAUCAUGAAAAAUGAUCAGCAGUUUUUUAUCAUCUGUAAUAUAUUUAUAAAUGCUUUUGUGUGCAAAUGAUGUGUAUUUUUUUUUUGG
Messenger RNA from Thunnus maccoyii (southern bluefin tuna), 1116 nucleotides. RefSeq names its product deoxycytidine kinase (gene dck). Gene Ontology annotation, cellular component: mitochondrion; cytoplasm. Gene Ontology annotation, biological process: nucleobase-containing compound metabolic process. Gene Ontology annotation, molecular function: deoxycytidine kinase activity; ATP binding. The transcript is spliced from 7 exons. Lineage: Eukaryota; Metazoa; Chordata; Actinopteri; Scombriformes; Scombridae. The coding region runs from base 123 to 920 and encodes 265 amino acids. The record is from RefSeq and is a predicted model, not a curated record.